CGAACGCUCGGGGAACAUGGCGGCGUGCCGGUGGCUGAGGCAGUGCCGGAGAUGGAGCGCGAACUGCACCAGCACGGGUCUGUUGGACACCUCGAGGCACUUUAACGGCCGCUCCGGGCCGCCGCCCUCCGCGUCCUCUGCCGGGCGGACGUCGUGGAGCCCCGGGCCGGGCAGCGAGGGGCAGCUAUCGGCGCAACCUACACACCUAAAAACCUUUAACCCUCCCACCUCUCUACCCGGGCACACUUCACGGCUGCUGACACCGACACUACAGUGUUGCCGUCGCCGACAUCACCUACACACCGACGUGAAGCUGAAGGACCCGUACACAUUAGCAGAGAAAGAUUUAACAAAUUUAUAUGAUGACAUCAGAAAGGAGCUAUUUGUAUCCAAAGAGGAGCUGAAGUCGCUAUGCGACUACUACUUCGAUGGAAAGGGCAAAGCCAUCCGACCGAUGAUCGUCAUCCUCAUGGCUCGGGCCCUGAACGCGCACAGCAACAGAUCCGGAGAUUUGCUCCCGGGGCAGCGGACCAUCGCGAUGAUCGCAGAGAUGAUCCACACGGCCAGCCUGGUGCACGACGACGUGAUCGACGGGUCGGGUCAACGGCGGGGAAAGAGAACCAUCAACGAGUUGUGGGGGGAAAAGAAGGCGAUCUUGGCUGGAGAUUUCAUCCUGUCGACCGCCUCCAUGGCGAUGGCUCGUAUCGGGGACAACGACGUUGUGAAAGUGAUGUCGCAGGUGAUGGAGGAUCUGGUGCGAGGCGAGUUCAUGCAGCUGGGCUCCAAGGAGAACGCGAACGAGCGCUUCAAGCACUACCUGGAGAAGACCUUCAAGAAGACGGCCAGCCUCAUCGCCAACAGCUGCAAAGCAGUGUGCGUUCAGGUGAGUUCUGACCCGGAUGUUCAUGAAAUCGCCUACAAGUACGGGGAGAACAUCGGCAUCGCGUUUCAGCUGGUGGACGACGUCUUGGACUUCACGUCCGGAGUGAGCCACCUGGGGAAGCCCUCGGCCGCCGACCUCAAACUGGGCUUGGCCACCGGGCCGGUCCUGUUCGCGUGCCAGCAGUUUCCCGAGCUCCACGCGAUGAUCAUGAGACGCUUCAGCUCCAAAGGAGACAUCGACCGAGCCUGGCAGUUCGUCCUCCAGCUGAGCUCCUCGAAAUGCUCCAACGCCCCCGGCGGCGUGCGUUUAGCUGCGGAGGAGAUGAAGAUCUUAAAUGAAGAUUAUAACGACCUCCUCCUCCUCCUCCUCCAGAGCGACGGCGUGCAGCAGACCAAAUUCCUGGCGCGCCGCUACUGCGACGAGGCCGUCAGGCAGAUCAGCAUGCUGAGGCCGUCGGCCGAGAGAGACGCCCUCAUCCGGGUCACGGAGAUGGUGCUGACCAGAGACAAGUGACCCUCCUCUCUGCCGGGCUGCACUUCCGCCCCGCUACCUGCGGGGGGGGGGGGGGGGGGGGCAGAGCCACCACUCACCUUGAACUCUCACGUUUGCGCUGACCGGAGUCGGACGAAAACGUUGCUUUAAAGUAAAAACCCACGAGUUUGGUUCGGAAAGGACUCCUGGUGCUGGUGUGCUACACACCAUGAAUAUAAAUAUAUAUAUUUAAAUAAACGUGUUUUUGUGCAAACAUGUUCAGAUUCCCUGACUGGCAACACACUGAUAAUUUGAAGGAGAAAAAAAAAAAAGGAAAUAUGAACUUUUUAAACGAUUGGAUAUCGCUGAAAACUCAUCAAUCCAGAUGUUCACGUCAUUCACUGGUCGUCUCGCGCUGGCUGUGUGCCAAGCGGACGAUGUCGUCAUUUCACGAUUCGUCCGCACCUCAGACCAGAAGGUCAUGGGUCUGUUUUGAUCUUGUUAUUUAUUGCCAAGUUCAAGCUAUUAAGGCCUUAAACAUCUUCAUUACUGUGUGAUCAAUAAACUGACAAUUAUGCUAUUUGUUUAA
Molecule: messenger RNA, 1943 nt
Organism: Pseudoliparis swirei
Lineage: Eukaryota; Metazoa; Chordata; Actinopteri; Perciformes; Liparidae
Gene: pdss1
Product: prenyl (decaprenyl) diphosphate synthase, subunit 1
Exons: 11
Coding region: 17-1396 (459 amino acids)
Biological process (GO): isoprenoid biosynthetic process; ubiquinone biosynthetic process
Cellular component (GO): transferase complex; mitochondrion
Molecular function (GO): prenyltransferase activity
Source: RefSeq, a predicted model, not a curated record